Molecule: messenger RNA, 4473 nt
Organism: Balaenoptera musculus (blue whale)
Lineage: Eukaryota; Metazoa; Chordata; Mammalia; Artiodactyla; Balaenopteridae
Gene: ACAP3
Product: ArfGAP with coiled-coil, ankyrin repeat and PH domains 3
Exons: 23
Coding region: 127-3252 (1041 amino acids)
Cellular component (GO): cytoplasm
Molecular function (GO): protein binding; GTPase activator activity
Source: RefSeq, a predicted model, not a curated record
GGCCUCGUUCCGGAGCGGGCGGGCGCCGAGCGCGGCGCGGCGCGGCGCGGGCGGGCGGGCCGGCAGGGGAUGCCGCUCGGGGCGCCGCGGUCCUCGUGCCAGUGAGCGCCUCGCGCUGCCGCAGCCAUGACGGUGGAGUUCGAGGAGUGCAUCAAGGACUCGCCGCGCUUCAGGGCAACUAUCGACGAGGUGGAAACGGACGUGGUUGAGAUCGAGGCCAAACUGGACAAGCUGGUGAAGCUGUGCAGUGGCGUGAUCGAGGCUGGCAAGGCCUACGUCACCACCAACAGGCUCUUCGUGAGUGGCGUCCGCGACCUGUCCCAGCAGUGCCAGGGCGACACCGUCAUCUCGGAAUGUCUGCAGAGGUUCGGAGACAGCCUGCAGGAGAUGGUCACCUACCACAUGAUCUUGUUUGACCAGGCCCAGAGGUCUGUGCGGCAACAGCUCCACAACUUCGUCAAAGAAGAUGUGCGGAAGUUUAAGGAGACUAAGAAGCAGUUCGACAGAGUUCGGGAGGACAUGGAGCUGUCCCUGGUGAGGAAUGCCCAGGCCCCAAGGCACCGGCCCCACGAGGUGGAGGAGGCCACGGGGGCCCUGAUCCUUGCCCGGAAGUGCUUCCGCCACCUGGCGCUGGACUACGUGCUCCAGAUCAACGUUCUCCAGGCCAAGAAGAAGUUUGAGAUUUUGGAUUCUAUGCUGUCCUUCAUGCACGCCCAGUACAGCUUCUUCCAGCAGGGCUACAGCCUGCUGCACCAGCUGGACCCCUACAUGAAGAAGCUGGCGGCUGAGCUGGACCAGCUGGUGAUCGACUCGGCAGUGGAAAAGCGGGAGAUGGAGCGCAAGCACGCCGCCAUCCAGCAGCGGACGCUGCUGCAGGUGAGUGGGCGCCCACCCUGGGGGGAGGGGGCCCCCGGUGGGCAGGGCCUCUGCCCUUCCCGCCCCGCGGCGUUUCAGCACCAAGGACACCUCCACGGCCGGCCCCGGCGCGGCGGCCCUGAGCAGCUCCCAGAGCGCGGCCCGCUCCAGCCGAGGUGGCUGAGCUGGGACCGCGUCCCCUGCGUCCCCUGCGUCCCCUUCGUCCCCUUCGUCCCCUUCGGGAGCAGCUGCAGCUGUCCCUUCCCGCCCCCACUCAGCCAGGGGAGCAGGUGGCUGGGCCUCCUCUCCCACUGCCGGACACCCAGGACAACGCUAAGUGUCUCCCCAGCCCGCGUGAAUGGAGCUCUGUCAGGCUGGCCGGGGCAGCCCAGCUGGCGACGUGAAUGGGGGGCAGCUUCCUUCCUGAUGCCAGGGCCUGCUGCUCUGCCAGGCUGGGGGGUGGGGGCUGGAGCUCUCCGGGCCCCCAGCUGUGACGGGAGGCGUCUGCCCCCACGGGGUUUCGGGUCAGGAAGCGGCUGUGAAGAACCCCCCUCCACCUUGCCUCUGGGGCAGCCCGAGAGGGUGGCGGUGUCCCCGCAGCCGCGGGCGGGUGCUCACUGGGGGCCGGGCUCCGACCACCCCCAGGACUUCUCCUACGAUGAGCCCAAGGUGGAGUUUGACGUGGACGCUCCCAGCGGUGUGGUGAUGGAGGGCUACCUCUUCAAGAGGGCCAGCAACGCCUUCAAGACGUGGAACCGGCGCUGGUUCUCCAUCCAGAACAGCCAGCUGGUCUACCAGAAGAAGCUCAAGGAUGUGCUGACCGUGGUGGUGGACGACCUCCGGCUCUGCUCCGUGAAGCCCUGUGAGGACAUUGAGCGGAGGUUCUGCUUUGAGGUCGUGUCGCCCACCAAGAGCUGCAUGCUUCAGGCCGACUCGGAGAAGCUGCGGCAGGCGUGGGUUCAGGCUGUGCAAGCCAGCAUCGCGUCCGCCUACCGGGAGAGCCCUGACAGCUGCUACGGCGAGAGGCUGGACCGCACGGCGUCCCCGUCCACAAGCAGCAUCGACUCUGCCACGGACUCUCGGGAACGCAGCGUCAAGGGCGAGAGUGUGCUGCAGCGCGUGCAGCACGUGGCUGGGAACAGCCAGUGCGGCGACUGUGGGCAGCCGGACCCGCGCUGGGCCAGCAUCAACCUGGGCGUGCUGCUCUGCAUCGAGUGCUCGGGCAUCCACAGGAGCCUGGGCGUCCACUGUUCCAAGGUGCGGUCCCUGACCCUGGACUCGUGGGAGCCGGAGCUGCUGAAGCUGAUGUGUGAGCUGGGAAACAGCACCGUGAACCGGAUCUACGAGGCCCAGUGCGAGGGGCCGGGCAGCAGGAAGCCCACGGCCAGCAGCCCCAGGCAGGACAAGGAGGCUUGGAUCAAGGACAAAUAUGUGGAAAAGAAGUUCGUGCGGAGGCCGCCCUCGGCACCGGCCCGGGAGGCCCCACGGCGCUGGCGGGCACAGAAGUGCCAGCGCCACCACAGCUCCCCCCGUGCCCACACCACCCGCCGCGGCAAAAUCCGGAUGGAGCCCGUCCCGCCCUCUGUGGCUGCUCUGUGCUCAGGCUCCACAGAGCCCAGGUUCCGCAGGGACUCCCUCUUCUGCCCGGAUGAGCUGGACUCCCUCUUCUCCUACUUCGACGCGGGGGCUGCUGCAGCCGGUCCACGCAGUCUGAGCAGCGACAGCGGCUUAGGGGGCAGCUCCGACGGCAGCUCGGAUGUCCUGGCCUUUGGCGUGGGCUCCGUGGUGGACCGCGUCGCUGAGGAGGAGGGUGCCGCGUCGGAGGAGUCCAGCGGCGAGGCGGACGGAGAGGCGGAGGCCUGGGGCCUGGCGGACGUGCGCGAGCUGCACCCCGGGCUGCUGGCGCACCGUGCGGCGCGCACUCGAGACCUCCCCGCACUGGCCGCGGCUCUGGCGCAAGGGGCCGAGGUCAACUGGGCCGACGCGGAGGACGAGGGCAAGACGCCGCUGGUGCAGGCUGUGCUGGGGGGUUCCUUGAUCAUCUGUGAAUUCCUCCUGCAAAACGGAGCAGACGUGAACCAAAGAGACAGCCGGGGCCGGGCGCCCCUGCACCAUGCCACGCUCCUGGGCCGCACUGGCCAGGUCUGCCUGUUCUUGAAGCGGGGGGCGGACCAGCACGCCUUGGACCACACGCAGCAGGACCCGCUGAGCAUCGCGGUGCAGGAGGCGAAUGCAGACAUCGUCACGCUUCUCCGUCUGGCGCGCAUGGCCGAGGAGAUGCGUGAGGCCGAGGCGCCCCCCGGCCAGCCGGGCCCCCUGGUUGGCAGCAGCCCCACCGAGCUCCAGUUCCGCAGGUGCAUCCAGGAGUUCAUCAGCCUCCACCUGGAUGAGAGCUAGGGCGGCCGGGCCUUGGCGGGACCCCCACCGGCCCAUUUCCCGAGAGCCCCGGAGCUCCUGGAGCCCUGCUGCCUGCUCCGCCCCGCUCGGGGCUGCCCUGACCCCUACGGCCCGGAGCAGGACCCCAGCACUGAGUCUUCUGAAGCUCCAUGUCUCCCCCGGGAGGUGCUGCAUCACCCCACCCAGGGACCCUGUGUCUUCGGGUGACCCCUCCCUAGGGGGCCUGGGUUGCUCGUGUCACAAACCACUCUCAAGGCCCCACGUCACCUCGUGCCCCUCUCUGCUCCCCCAGGCCCGUGUCACCUCAUGACCCUCUAUCCCUGGGGCCCAUGCCGCUUGGUGCCCCACUCUGCCCUCAGGGCCUGUGUCACCUUGUGCCCCCACUUUACUGCCCAAGAACACUGACCUGAUAGUAGGGGCCCUCCCACACCCCCGGAACCCCUCCACUAGGCCCUGGGGCUGGCGGCUGGCCGCCAGCAUGUGGCGAGGGCAGAAGGGGCCACCCAUCCAGGGAAUCAACCCGCGUACCUCACUUAGUGACCCCAGCAUCCAGGCUGGGCUUCUUGGGUGCUUGGGGGGCUCUGGCCUGGGGCCUCAGCCCUGGCUGGGUGCGGAUGUCCCGAGGCCGUGUGGCUGGCCAUGCAGGCCCUCGUGCCCCGCAGCCCCGCCCAUCCCCCCCCCCCCGCCCCGCCCCGCCCGCCUUUUCCCACAGCGGGUGGCAGGGGUGUGGCUCUUCCCACCCCUGCAUCCGAUGUCCUUUGUCUCCUUUGUCACGGACUGAGGGGUUUUCUACAAUGACCUCGUUCUCACUUUGUCUCGCGUCUUUUCUCUGGACUCAAGGACCACUUUGACCCCCAGCUCUGCCUGCUGCUAGGGGAGGCGACUGCAGCUCAGCCCUGCCCCCUCACCAGCCUUCCCCCCACCGCCGGCUUGGCCCGUGGGGCCUCGGCUCACCCCCCAGGGCCCUCUGAUGCCUUCUGCCUUCCCCUUCCCAGAGCCCUGGGGCACUGGCUGGGCCUCUCCCCAGCUCGGGCCCUCGGCCAGGCCAAGGCCAGUCGGUUGCUCACUAUGCAAGGACUGCCCAGGGAGGCCCCGUGGGCAGCAAGGUGGGUGCGGACUGGGCCCCCAGCUCCCUCGCCUGCUGGCUGUGACCCCUAGAGAGCAGCAUUAGCGCCUUCCUCUCUCCCUGCUUGAGCUCUGCCCCCACCUCCCGCCCCACUG